Molecule: messenger RNA, 2730 nt
Organism: Pimephales promelas (fathead minnow)
Lineage: Eukaryota; Metazoa; Chordata; Actinopteri; Cypriniformes; Leuciscidae
Gene: foxg1c
Product: forkhead box G1c
Biological process (GO): regulation of transcription by RNA polymerase II
Cellular component (GO): nucleus
Molecular function (GO): sequence-specific double-stranded DNA binding; DNA-binding transcription factor activity
Source: RefSeq, a predicted model, not a curated record
AAUAUUUAAAUUUAUCAUUACAAUGCACUUACAUGUUUUUACAAUAACAGCAUUGGAAACACUUUAUUUUAUUGUGUCCGUUAAAUAUGUUACAUGUACUUACCAUGGUAAUAACAAUAAAUUAUGCAUGCAUGCACUAAUCCUAAACCAAACCAUAAUCCUAACCUAACCCUGUUGCUAACUAAAAUUACUCACUAGAAUGUAUAACUUUAAUAUACGAAAUUACACUGUAACAAUGACAGCUUAAAAAAAAUGUAACCGCAUCGUUUUAAACUACAAUAUGAACACAAUCAGUAGGCUAUAUUUUUACUAUGUUGGUUAAUGACACCUAAAAUAAAGUUUGACCUAAAAAUUCCAAUGUAUGAACAGGUAUCAUAUGAAUAGGCAUGUCUUGAUUAAUUUGAUAUAUAGCUAACAUCUAGCCUUUCAUAUAGGCCUAAUUUAGUUCAUGCGCAAAAUUUAAAACGUUCUUUUUUUUUUCUAAUGUUGUCCAACUCACUCCGAUUAGAUUGUAAACAGGCCUAUACUUGUAGGCCUGACAUUAAUUUGCAUUUUACGAGCAUAUUUGAGCAUAUGAGCAUAUUUCAAAACAAUGUUAAUUUGAAGCAGACAAAUGGGAAUAUUUUAUCAAAUUUCGAAGCACAUGGGGGGGAAAAAAGCACCGAGUUACGUUAAAAUGUUUAUUUUUUUGCACGGUCCGUGAAGGACACGCUCCUCUGUUUGUUCAUCCUCCAGAGAUUAGGUUCAUGUCCAUCCUAAGCUGUUUGUUUACUCACAUCUCCAAGUGUUGUCGUAUAUCAGAACUCCUUAGCAUAACGUCUUUUUGCCUCACUCGCUUCUGACAGGCAUUCAAUCAGAUGAAUGUGUAAACAGAAGGGCGGUCUCAGGUGAGAGGCUUGAGUUUCACCGGCUUUCGAAGUGUUAUAAUUGAGCCUUCGAGUUCAUUGAUCAGUCAGAGAGAUUGGCUGUGCCGGAAACUUAUCAGAUCUUUUUGUUUUUCCGCGAGCGUUUCCGAAGAAUGGCCGUGCGCUUUCUAGGUUUUUUUCGCAACUUUUAAGUCCUGUUGGACACAUUUAGGAGCGUGUUUGUAUUGUUAAACAUGGAGGAACUAAAAUCCCCCGUGAGUUUUUUCCACAAGUCGUCUUUCAGCAUUAGUAGUUUACUGCUCCGACACGAGCGCGCGAGGAGCGACUCGAGCGCCGCACCGGAAGCUCUGCGCUCUCGAGCCGCAAAGCCACCCAUCGCGCGCUCCCAUCACCAGCAGACAAAUGACGGGCAAGACAAGCAGAUUCCAAAACGGAACGAAGCGAACAGACCGGAUAAAAAGGAGUCUGGGAGAGUUGGAGAGCAAACGUGUGAAGGAACAGAUGGACAGUCACCGGAGAAGAAGAGCAAGCCCGAUAAGCCUCCGUUUAGUUAUAACGCGCUUAUCAUGAUGGCCAUCCGCCAGAGCCCGGAGCGACGGCUCACCCUCAACGGCAUCUAUGAGUUCAUUAUGGGCAACUUCCCGUACUACCGAGAAAACAGGCAGGGUUGGCAGAACUCCAUCCGGCACAACCUGAGCCUCAACAAGUGCUUCGUCAAGGUCCCGCGCCACUACGACGACCCGGGAAAAGGCAACUACUGGAUGCUGGACCCGUCCAGCGAUGACGUAUUCAUCGGCGGAACCACUGGGAAACUCCGGCGCCGGUCUACAGCCGCGUCUCGAGCCAAGCUGGCCAUGAAGAGAGGCGCACGUCUCUCCUCCUCCGCCGCCACCGCAGGACUGGCAUUCGCAGGCUCGUUUUACUGGCCCGUCCCGCCGUUCGUGACUCUCCAGCAUCGUCACCCGAGCUCCGCGGCUCACCACAACAACUACGCCGCGUCGGUUCUGUCCCAGAGCUCGCGCCACUUCAGCUCGGUCGGUCCCGCCGCGGAAAGAUUGCUUCUCCCGUCCGCCCAAGAGGCAGCUUAUUAUGGAAUGGGCUGUGAACAGAUGACCUCCACCUCCUCCUUCUCCACAUCUGCCUCCGUGCCUCUGCCUCUCUCUGCUCCCCGCUCUUUCAAUUUACUUUCCAAUCAGUCCAGUUACUUUUACUCUCACCAGGUGCCUCACACAGCGGGGCUGUCACCCUGGUCGCAGGAGGAAUCGUACCUCUCCAAAACAUCUCCUCCUGGACAGUUAUUCCCUGGAAAGCCAUCUCCUUCUUCUGAAUACAUUGGAGGACUAUGUUCAGACAUUCCCAGUUAUUUUCCUCAUUUUAACACAGCCAACUCCAUGCACUGAACAUUGAAGAGAAUAGAAACGCAGCUCAUGUGCAAUCUUUUUAUCCAUUAUUUAAUUUCAUGUGAAGCCAAAUAUUUGUGGCCAAACAAGUUUUCUUUUGUAACAUCCAGUUGUUUACAGUUUAGUUACCACAAAAGCGAGUUACGCAAAUAUUUGUAUGCACGUGACGUCUCAACUAAACGUGCCGAUCUGAAAGUCAAUGCACUUCUGAAAAAAAGGAAGUGCAUUGCUCCACAUAUGUCUCUUUUUAAUGUCUGCUGGGUUUUCUUUAGAAGGCAGUUUGUAUGUAGGCGAUACCAAAAAGAAAAGAUUAACUGCAUGAUUCUGUCCGGUGCUUUUUCAUAAGAUGUCUUCGUGUUGUUCAGCAUUUACAGUCACUCACAUAAUCUUAAUACUGUAAAUUUUUGUCUAAGAAGAAGCCUACAGGAGUUCAUGACUCUCUGCAGUCAUUAAAAAUCCCAGGA